This is a messenger RNA of Zygosaccharomyces rouxii, 1095 nucleotides long. Its product is annotated as agmatinase. The transcript has a single exon. NCBI's taxonomy places the organism in Eukaryota, Fungi, Ascomycota, Saccharomycetes, Saccharomycetales, Saccharomycetaceae. Gene Ontology annotation, molecular function: agmatinase activity; metal ion binding. The coding region runs from base 1 to 1095 and encodes 364 amino acids. The record is from RefSeq and is a predicted model, not a curated record.
AUGCGCUUCUCAACGCUUGCUAGCUUAGCUGCUCUCUUUGAGUUCACUACGGCUGGUAGAUGGACUGAAGAUUGGCCGUUUGCAGGUUUCCCCUCAUUUGCAAAACUGCCAUUUCAUACAUGUUUAGUCGAUAAUCCAGAAUUUGACAUUGCACUGAUUGGUGUCCCGUUCGACACUGCAGUGUCUUUCCGUCCAGGUGCAAGAUUCGGUCCUCAAGCAAUUCGCCGAGCUUCACAGCGUCAAAACGGUUUACGAGGGUUUAAUGCUCGUGCUGGUAUUAACCCCUAUGACAACUGGGCCCAUAUCAUAGACUGCGGUGACAUUCCUGUCACGCCAAUGGAUAAUCAAUUGGCGUUAGAACAAAUGAAUGCAGCUUAUGAUGAAUUGGUUAAUGGGACAACUACUAGUGGUAAUACCGCUGGAGCAUUACCAAGACUUGUGUCUCUUGGUGGAGAUCAUUCAGUGAUUUUGCCAGCAUUGAGAGCCCUACACAAGCACUACGGUCCCAUUUCUGUAAUUCAUCUGGAUUCUCAUCUUGAUACCUGGUCACCGGACAGCUAUCCAUCCUACUGGCAUAGCAAUACUUCGGAGUUUACACAUGGUUCUAUGUUGUGGUUAGCAGCACAAGAAGGUUUGAUAAACAAAGGCCACUGUGUCCAUGGGGGACUUCGCACAAGACUUAGCGGUGACGACUGGUCCGACUACGAGGAGGACGAUAGAGUUGGUUUCCACAGAAUCCACGCGGACGAAAUGAUGGAAAUAGGACCUCGUGGCAUAGCUGAACGUAUCAAACAAAUUGUGCCUAAGAACGUCCCAGUUUACCUAAGUGUAGAUAUCGACGUAUUGGAUCCAAGUGCUGCACCGGGAACAGGUACCGUGGAACCAGGUGGAUGGCUCACAAGAGAACUAAUCUCACUAAUUCGCCAGCUUCAAGAUUUACCACUUGUCGGAGCAGAUGUUGUAGAAGUUUCGCCACCAUUUGAUCAUGCAGAUGUAACCGCAAUGGCUGCUGCACAAGUAGCCUACGAGAUCAUCACCAACAUGGUGAAGACACCUUUAGAGCUAGAGACAAGAAAGUUUUUCUCAAAUAUGUAA